Messenger RNA from Phytophthora nicotianae INRA-310, 1178 nucleotides. RefSeq lists its product as hypothetical. The coding region runs from base 239 to 1072 and encodes 277 amino acids. NCBI's taxonomy places the organism in Eukaryota, Oomycota, Peronosporomycetes, Peronosporales, Peronosporaceae. The record is from RefSeq and is a predicted model, not a curated record. Gene Ontology annotation, molecular function: oxidoreductase activity. The transcript has a single exon.
GCUACCUUCUUGGUCUGUGGUUCGAGGCAGGAUAAAGUGUCAGAGCGACCUCACAAAUACCCACACAGUGAAAAAUUUCUUGUAUCUCUCUCAUAUUCCAGAUUACGAAUAGACUUUCCGUCAUUUUUUUCUGCGCAAGCAACCUGGUUUGUUGUAAAGCGUAAUCUUAUCCUUCCUCCCAGACUCAUUUCUCGAAUUUCCAGCUACGAAGCAAGACACCCACGCCUCCAUUUCAGUCAUGAGCGCCAAAAUCCCCACCAAGAAGCUUCCCAGUGGAGCUGAAAUCCCGGUCGUCGGAUUGGGAGUGUACCAGUCGGAGCCUGGCCCCGAGACUUACAACGCUGUGCUUUCGGCGCUCAGGUUGGGCUACCGUCACAUCGACACUGCCCAGUACUACGAUAACGAGGCUGACGUAGGUCGUGCCAUCAAGGACUCUGGCAUUCCACAAGAGGAAAUUUUCGUGACAAGCAAGCUUUCGAUUUUCAACUGGGGGUACGAGAAGGCAAUCGCGACGACGAAAGCUAGCAAUGAGAAGCUCGGACUCGGAUACAUUGAUCUAUACCUGCUUCAUGCUCCAGGUGACGCUGCUACACGCAAUGAAAGUUGGCGUGCGCUUGAAGAACUGCAUGAACAGGGGAUUCUGAAGGAUAUCGGUGUGUCCAACUUUGGUGAAGCUCAUCUCGAGAAGUUGUUGAACACUGUCAAGGUGAAACCCGCGGUGAACCAGGUGGAACUGCACCCGUGGCUUAUGCGUCCGACGCUGGUGAGGUAUUGCCAGGAGCACGACAUUCUGCUUGAGGCGUACUCGCCGUUAACAAGGGCUCAGAAAAUGGAGAAUCCCACACUUGUUGAGAUCUCGAAGGAGGCGGGUGCUACUCCUGCUCAAGUCCUUGUCGCCUUCAGCUUGGCCAAUGGGUUUAUCACUCUGCCCAAAUCCGUUCACGAGGAGCGUCAGAAAUCCAACCUCGAAGCUGCUGCGAUCAAGCUGACGGAUGCUCAGUUUGCCAAGCUUGCGGCGUUGGAUGAGUACCUAGUUACCUGCUGGGAUCCGAUCAAGGAUCACGCCGUGUAAGCAGGUUAUGCUGAAGUGGACAUUUCGAUGGCGUUUGCAUGGUAAUAACGCGGUUGGCAUCGAAUGCCCUGCUGAGCACAGAAACUAUAGAAGAUUUCUUCAACCU